This is a messenger RNA of Fragaria vesca subsp. vesca, 1926 nucleotides long. RefSeq names its product RING-H2 finger protein ATL22-like. The coding region runs from base 1 to 1926 and encodes 641 amino acids. NCBI's taxonomy places the organism in Eukaryota, Viridiplantae, Streptophyta, Magnoliopsida, Rosales, Rosaceae. The transcript has 4 exons. The record is from RefSeq and is a predicted model, not a curated record. Gene Ontology annotation, molecular function: polysaccharide binding.
AUGGCUGCCUUAGAAUUCUUAACCUUGUUCCUCUUCUUCCUUCCUCAAAUAUCCGCUAAGAAAUGCCAUGAGUUGAGAUGCAAGACUCAUGACAGCCCACCGGUUCGAUUCCCAUUCCGGUUAAGAGACCGCCAACCACCACGUUGCGGAUAUUCCAGCAACUUUGAUCUCUCAUGCAACCAACAAAAACAAACCGUUCUCACUCUCCCAUCAUCUUCGGGGGACUUCACCGUCGAGAGCAUCAGCUACAGCGACCAAAGCGUGUGGAUCAACGACCAGAACAAGUGCAUCCCCAAGAGGUUACUCGACAACGACUUCAGCCUUGUUGGCUCACCCUUCCAAUUUGAGCAUGGCCUGAAAAACUACACCUUCUUCAACUGCUCGACCGAAGCUCCGCUAGUACAGAAUUAUACACAUGAACCUAUCACUUGUCUCAGCAGUGACAACUACAAGGUCAUUGCUUUGUUAACAAGUUCAUUGAGUUCGCUUCCCUCUCUUUGCAACAUAAUUUCUACAGCUUUGGUCCCGGUCGUAAAUUAUGAGUGGCUUGACACAGACUUUGGUGUGAGGUUGACAUGGGGCAAACCGGAUUGUCGCUCUUGUGAAUUGAGUGGUCGAGUUUGUGGGUUUAAGAAUGCUUCCAGUUUGGAACUUGACUGCUCUAGGCAAACUUAUGGGUUUUCAGGUCUCUCAGACGCUACAAAGUUCCGGUUAUUAGUAAGCGUGGGAGUUCCAGGACUAGUGUGCAUCACUUUGAUCGCACUUUAUAUUUUCACCUUAAUUAGGGACCGUGGUCGCGAUCGCAUCAACGAACCCCUCACAGAAUUAUCCAGUGUGAGUUCAACCAAUAUUCCACAGAAUCAUGUCGUUAUAACAGGCCUUGAUGAUCUGACCCUUGAAUCUUAUCCAAAGAUUCAACUUGGCGAGAAAUGGGAAAUCCCAGAUCCUGAUGACAGCACUUGCCCAAUAUGGUUUGAUCUCUCACGCAAUAACCAAAAACAAACCAUCCUCACUCUCCCAUCUUCGGGGGACUUCGUUGUCCAAAACAUCAACUACAAAGAACAAAUUGUAACGAUCAAUAACCCCGAAAACUGCCUCCCAAAACUGUUCCUCGAUGGUAACUACUACUUCAACCUUACAGAUUCACCCUUCACAUUCUUAACUGACAUCAGAAACUACACCUUCCUCAACUGUUCGACUCAAGAUGGAACGUGGGCUGCAUCCAUCGCUUGCCUCAGCGAUGACUACUAUAAGGUCCUUCUUGUGCCUACACCACGUUGGCCAACGUCAUGGUUUCCUUGCUCUAUCAUCUCCACGGCUUUGGUUCCAAUAUAUUCACUUCAGUGGAGAGAUCUUGACGACGUCCUUGGUAUUCAUCUGUCAUGGAACGAACCUGAUUGUCGUUCUUGUGAAGCAGGAGGUCUGCGUUGUGAGUUUCAGAAUGCUACAAGCUCGCAAGUUCAGUGCUCCGUUUCUUCACACACUGGUCUUUCAGGAUCAGCGAAGUAUGGAAUUAUCAUAGGCGUUGGAAUACCAGGGAUAUUGUGCACUCUUGGGAUUGGUCUUUAUGUUUGUGACAGGGUAGGGAGAGUGCGAGAUGGACUACUCCACCAGCGGCAGUCCAUCACAGAAUUAUCCACCGCAGUUGAUCAACAAGUAGAACCAGCUCCCCUGGUUAUAGUUGGGCUUGAUGGUCGGACAAUCGAGUCGUAUCCCAAUUUCCAACUAGAUGAGAGCUUGGAGUUGCCCGAGCCUGAUGAUAAGACAUGUUCCAUAUGUUUGUGUGAGUACCAACCCAAGGAAACAAUACGAAUCAUACCAGACUGCAACCAUUAUUUUCAUGCUAGUUGCAUAUACGAGUGGCUUAGAAAGAAUCCGACGUGCCCUCUUUGCCGAAAUCCGCCGGAGGGCUUGCUGAAAUUAUAA